This is a messenger RNA of Bipolaris maydis ATCC 48331, 1281 nucleotides long. NCBI's taxonomy places the organism in Eukaryota, Fungi, Ascomycota, Dothideomycetes, Pleosporales, Pleosporaceae. The record is from RefSeq and is a predicted model, not a curated record.
AUGCUGGUGCUGGUGCUGGUGCUGGUGCUGGUGCUGGUGCUGGCGGGCAGGCCUGAAUGGGACCGAGGGCGGACGCUCCGUUUGCCGUCUCCAUCAGACAGCUCCACCGAUGGCGGAGGCGCUGUCAAACACCUCCCAUCCAUCCGCUUCAUCCCACACCAAGAUCCCCGAGCCGGCAGACCUUCUCUGAUAUUCCCCACCAUUACGCGAACGCUGCCCGACGAGUCGGCCGUGCUUCGUGUCGGCCGCUAUUCGGAGCGUGAUAAUGCGCCAGAAAUCUCUUCAAACACCCCUUCCGCUGCGGCGAUUGGAUUCAAGUCCAAAGUGGUCAGCAGAAAGCACUGCGAACUGUGGUGCAAGGACGGAAGCUGGUACAUCAAAGAUGUAAAGAGCUCCUCGGGCACCUUUUUGAAUCACAUUCGCCUCAGCCAGCCCAACGUGGAAUCAAAGCCUUUUCGCAUAAAGGAUGGCGAUAUCAUUCAGCUGGGCAUCGAUUUCCGUGGGGGCGAAGAGAUGAUUUUCCGCUGUGUCAAAAUCCGUGUUGAAUGCAACCGCGGCUGGCAGCAGGGCCUGAAUACAUUCAAGUGCCCUUGUCAAUCGCUAUUUGUGGCACCAUGUUCACACGUCUGGCACUACAAGUGCAUUCGUCCCAUCCUCAAUGGGCCCACAUGGCCAAACUUUCUUUGUCCCAACUGCAGGGCCGUCGCUGACUUGGAAGAGGAUGUGGAAGACAUGGGCGAGUUUGAAGACUGGGAGGGAGACGAGGAAGUAGCCAACGGCGACACAACCACCCAUGCAAACACAGAGCAAGCCGACCGCCACGUCACUCCUCGUGCUUCUGUUGCACCCAUGAACUCGAGCAGCUCAAACUUUGACCUCAGCGACCUCCGGCAGCAAAUCACAAACAUGGAUAUCAACGGUACCGAGCCAGCUAACGGAAACACACAUCAGCCCUCACCCGAGACUCCGGAUCGCCAGAUCACGCCACCUACCUCGUCCGCCACAGCGCCUGUCAGCAUCAACGUGUCUGGAGCAAACCAGUAUGCAGGUCUGACUCCACUACAUCAUACAGCAACCGAUGGCCUAGCACCCGACCGCGUACACGAGGGCCCAAUGACGCCUCGCAACGACAUUGGCCCCUUUGUCCUAGACGGUAGCGCUGGCAGGGCUGCUGGAAACCGCUUGCACCAAGUUGAGUCGUCCUCGUCCGACUCUGACACAAAUGGAAAUGGACGACGUCCGAGCGAAGCACCAAGUCUCCCACCUGUGCGCUUUGACUAG